AUGACUCAAGGACCAAUCGCAGAGACAUACAUAUACGAUUUGAAUGAUGCCUUCCUAGAUUCAUUAAGACUAUUGUGUUUUGAUUUGGCGACCUUUGAAACUGUGCAGCCACUGGAAGAGCUGUCUGUGAAAUAUGAGUCAGUACCCAAGGACAUUAACUAUUACAAGUCUGAUUUGCAUCGCUAUAACUUGAAAAGAGCACAAAGCAGUUUACCCCCCGUGGACGAAAAUGAAUUUGAGAGAUUAGUCGAAACUGAAUCUGUUGAGAGCAUCUCGGGGUCGGACUUUGAGAGCGAAUCUGAACUGGAAGACGAUGAUGAACAGGAACAAAAAGUCAAAAGUUUGAUCAAAAAGUUGAAUUCGGUAAAUAUAGCAGAAGAGUCUCUGUCUGCCUCCCAUUUAAAUACCAAAAGCCCCUUUAUCCUUUUUGGCUCCGAGUCUGUGACAAACGAUAAAGCCAUUGGAGUUUACAAAGCCUUGUUUCCCGAAAGCGGACAAGCUGAUCCCUUAACAUACCUCAAACAUGCAAAUGCACAGAAAGACUCGAUGUCCGCAAUUUUCAUGAUCGGUGGAGGGCACUUUGCGGGAGCUAUCAUAAGUCACAAAAGAAACGAUUUAAAAUCCGCCAAUAAUAAGGACAGCUUAAAAAUGCAACAGGUGAAUGUCAUAGCUUCAAAAACAUUUCAUCGGUAUACCACGAGGCGUAAACAAGGUGGUUCACAAGGUGCUAGUGACAAUUCUCGUGGAAAGGCAAUUUCUGCGGGCUCAAGUAUUAGACGUUACAACGAGAAGGCUUUAGCUCAAGAAGUGAGAGAACUUCUUGCUCAAUGGAGCGAUUACUUGCUGGAGUGCACGGAGAUUUACAUUCGCGCAAAUGGGCCUACUAAUAAAAAGGUUAUGGUGGGAUACGAAGGUUCGCCGAUUGAUGCAAAUGACAGCAGAAUUAGAAAAAUACCAUUCUCAACACAAAGGGCAAGCUUAUCGGAGCUCAAAAGAAGCUGGGUUGAGUUGACCCACUACAAGAUAGUAGAGCUACCUAAAACAGAAGCAGUCAAUGAGGCAAAUGCAACAAAAGUUACACAAGACAACUCAAGCAGCAUAAACGACAAGAGAGAAAGCAAUGACGAUGAACAACGUAGCAAGAAAAAGGAGGAAAUAUUGAACAUUUUGAAAAGGCAAAAAGCUCCUAAAUUGCUAAAAUGGAUUAAGGACAACCAGGUUGAUGUUGAUUCGUACCCUGUUGAAACAAACAUCUAUACUCCAACACCAACAUUGCUUCAUUACGCUGCUGCAAAUGGUCUCUCCCACAUGAUUCAAAUUUUAUUAAUCAAUUUGAAAGCCUCGCCUUUGAUACCGAAUACAGCUGGACGGUACCCUGCCGAACUUGCUGAUCAUAACACCAAACGAGCAUUCCAGAUUGCGAGGUACAAAUUAGGAGAAUCACACUGUGAUUGGGACAAGGCAAAAGUGCCAGCUGCUAGAUCAAAAGAAGAAUUUGAGGAGGAAGAUAGAGCAAGAGAGGAAACUGAAAAACUUUCCAAGCAGAAUCUCCUCAAAGCUGAAGCUUUAAAGGAAACUACGAACUCCCCCGGCAUCAAACCCCAUCAGAAUAGUCUCGCUGGAUUGAAUGACGAGCAGCGGUUGAAAAUCAUGAGGGAGCAAAGAGCAAGAGCUGCAGAAGCCAGACUAAACAGAUAG
Molecule: messenger RNA, 1698 nt
Organism: Lodderomyces margitis
Lineage: Eukaryota; Fungi; Ascomycota; Pichiomycetes; Serinales; Debaryomycetaceae
Exons: 1
Coding region: 1-1698 (565 amino acids)
Source: RefSeq, a predicted model, not a curated record